UUAUUUGUAUUUAAUACUAUGUAUUUUCAAUUGUCUUAGACGAGUUAUAGAGUUCCCCAACAGACAUGCAUACAUAUUACAUACUAAUUAAAUCACCUAUCAGUGUGUGUUGGGACUUUUCUAAGCUCUUCGACCUUGGUGUGUAAUCUAAAAAUGAAAUCAUUUAUUAAGCUAAGUGUUGGCUGGAUGUUAGAGUCACAGAUAUAUACAUAUCUAUGUCUAGAGCGGGGACUUUUAAUUAUGAGCCACAUUUUUUAACCGGAAGUACUCAGUUGUAUCACUGUCCGUGUUGCUCAAGAAACUUGUUUUGUUGUUUUAAAUCGCGUUUGCAGGAGUGAUACAGCACCUGUGAAACAAUGGCAGAUGUUGAAGACAGGACUUACGGUGGUUGUGAAGGGCCGGAUGCCAUGUAUGUAAAGUUGAUCUCUUCAGAUGGCCAUGAGUUUAUUGUGAAGAGAGAGCACGCUUUAACCUCUGGCACCAUCAAGGCUAUGCUGAGUGGACCUGGUCAAUUCGCUGAAAAUGAAACCAAUGAGGUGAACUUCCGGGAGAUCCCGUCUCAUGUUCUCUCCAAAGUGAGCAUGUAUUUUACCUAUAAAGUGCGCUACACUAACAGCUCGACAGAAAUCCCAGAAUUCCCCAUUGCUCCUGAGAUUGCCUUGGAAUUGCUCAUGGCUGCGAACUUUCUUGACUGUUAGAUAUGAAUGGAGAAUGUGUUAUACUGUGACCGACUUGCCAUCUGUUUGCCAUCACAUAUCUUCAUAUGAUUAAUGAGAGUGUAUUUAUGAAUGUUUAGCAUUUUUUUGAUCUUUUUUUUUUUUUUUUUUUCGUAUGUUGUAAUUUGAAAUGGCUAGAUAAUGUGUUUUAAAUGUCUUGGAAUCAAUUUGUAUUUGAAAAAAAUAUGGAUGAACCAAAUAUAUAAUUGUCACACUUCUA
Molecule: messenger RNA, 936 nt
Organism: Carassius gibelio (silver crucian carp)
Lineage: Eukaryota; Metazoa; Chordata; Actinopteri; Cypriniformes; Cyprinidae
Product: elongin-C
Exons: 4
Coding region: 357-698 (113 amino acids)
Biological process (GO): ubiquitin-dependent protein catabolic process
Cellular component (GO): elongin complex
Molecular function (GO): protein-macromolecule adaptor activity
Source: RefSeq, a predicted model, not a curated record